AAACAAUUAUACAAAUAAUUUUAAACCUAUCAGUAUAACACCAUAUGCACCCGUAGAACUUCCAAGAAAUAAUAAAUAGAUGUUUCAAGCUAUAAAAAAAAUACUCAAAACUUAGUGUGGCCACAAAAAAUACCACUUCACCAAAAUACUUUUCCGCCAUCGUUCUUCUUCUUCGCACAUGUAACCACAACAAAACACCACGCGGAAAUCUUAAAGUAAACAAUGGAAAUUAGUAAAAAGUCGAAAAAAUCGAAGAGCGCAAAGAAGUCAAAGGCUCCCAAGGAUUCGGCCAUGUCUAUCAAAUUAAUGGCUCUCCAGCGCAAACAAAAGGAGGUUGCUCGUGUGCUCACUAAACAGGAGAUAUUGUUAAAAUCCGGAGUAUCCUACCUGGAGUAUUUGGAAAUUAGGUCAGAGAUCGAACGUUUGAAUUUCCUAAAGGAGACAUUUUCGCGGCGUGCUGACAAGUUGAAACAACAAAGCAAAUAGAUCUAUAUAAGGUGAAUUAUUUUUAAGAGACAAUAAAAUUUGUGGAUUUAACAGUUGUAUGUUUAUACCCAUUAGUAGAAUUGUAACAUUAA
Molecule: messenger RNA, 578 nt
Organism: Drosophila serrata
Lineage: Eukaryota; Metazoa; Arthropoda; Insecta; Diptera; Drosophilidae
Source: RefSeq, a predicted model, not a curated record